Molecule: messenger RNA, 711 nt
Organism: Prosopis cineraria
Lineage: Eukaryota; Viridiplantae; Streptophyta; Magnoliopsida; Fabales; Fabaceae
Exons: 6
Coding region: 1-516 (171 amino acids)
Source: RefSeq, a predicted model, not a curated record
AUGCCAUUGUCAAAAUGCCAUGAUUCUUUCCAGCUCCUCCAUAUCGUCCCCGAUCCUGAUGGUACUCUCACUCGUCUGCUCCAAGACCCACACACUCCUCCCACAUCCGAUCCAAACCUCCCAAUCUCUAGUGUUGACAGCGUUCGGUUUCGCUUAGGCCGACUUUGGCGUUCGCUUGGCUAUCGGGUUCAAGAGUUUCUCAAACUAGAGCUCCAUCAUCGUUUCCCUCAUCGGCGCCGUCACUGUCACCGGGUUCUGUAUCUCCAUCUGGGCCUUCUCCGUCAGAUUGUCGCCAAGAUCCUAGUCAUAUGCACAAGCAAAUCAACCAAAGCUGAAAAGGAUUUAAAAAACGUCGGGCUAAUUAGCAACAUGUACUAUCUAAUAGCAUGGUCAGGGAAAGUUCAUCCAAUUCUACCAAUGAAGGACGUUUACUUUGUUCUUCUAUUGGCUAGAACAAGACAAUUUUUCAUUUUCUUUCUUUCAACACAGAUAUCACAACAGGAUAGAUGUUGCUAGCAGAGUUGGGUAGAAAUCUACAUUGAAGCAAAGCAAAAGGACCAUGCCACAAAAAAUAUGUACAAUUAUUCUAGAAUUGCUUUACAAAAGGAUCCAAAAGUUGUAUUAUGGUUGUGAUGGUUGUAGAAUCAGUGUGCUACAAAGAGAAAAAUAAAAAAACAAAAGCAAAACUACUCACAAGCUAUCUUAUAGAGU